Molecule: messenger RNA, 273 nt
Organism: Funneliformis mosseae
Lineage: Eukaryota; Fungi; Glomeromycota; Glomeromycetes; Glomerales; Glomeraceae
Source: the annotation of a GenBank genome assembly
GAUUUUGAAGGUCAAAAAUUGGCCGAAUUUAUUUCUCAAGCAGGAAUCAUCUUAUUUGCGAUUAUUGGAUUUGUUGUAGGAUUUCUUCUUCAAGAUAUUCUCUUGACUUUCCAAAUCUUUGCUGGUGGAAUUAUUAUUACUGCUAUACUUGUACUUCCAUCUUAUCCGAUUUAUAAUCAACAUCCGGUUCAAUGGCUUCCUCCAAUUCAAAUUGAGAAUAAGCAUGAAACACUGGAGCAAAAAGAAUCUCAUUCUAAUGAACCAAUGAAAUGA